GCAGCAGGUUCCUGCUAAGUUUGGAGUUAUUGUAUCACCACUGUAUGCCUGCUUGAAGAAGUUAAAACAAGGCACUGCAGCACAAGGAGUCUGCAUGUCUGUAUAGUCAGACAUGCUCAGCUUUGUGGAUACCCGGAUUCUGUUGCUGCUUGCAGUAACUUCAUACCUAGCAUCAUGCCAAUGUAAAUCGCAAGGACCCAAAGGACCCACAGGUGACCGGGGCCCUAGAGGCGCUGAUGGAAGACCCGGACAACCUGGAUCUCCCGGCCCAGCUGGCCCCCCUGGGCCCCCUGGACUUGGUGGAAACUUUGCUGCUCAGUAUGAUGGAGCUAAAGGACCUGAACCUGGCCCUGGACCUAUGGGUCUGAUGGGAGUUAGAGGCCCACCUGGACCUCCUGGUUCACCCGGACCCCAAGGAUUCCAAGGACAUGCUGGAGAGCCCGGAGAGCCAGGACAGGCUGGUGGUCUUGGUGCUCGUGGCCCCCCUGGACCUCCUGGCAAGUCUGGCGAGGACGGUAACAAUGGAAGACCUGGCAAGCCUGGAGAUAGAGGAACAGCUGGUGCUCAGGGUGCCCGUGGUUUCCCUGGAACUCCCGGACUCCCCGGAAUGAAGGGACACAGAGGUUACAAUGGACUUGAUGGACGCAAGGGAGAGCCUGGAGCUGCUGGAGCUAAGGGUGAGAAUGGUGCCCAUGGUACCCCUGGAACCCCCGGAGCAAGAGGUGCUCGUGGUCUGAAUGGCGAGAGAGGUCGCGCUGGCCCUGCUGGCCCAGCUGGUGCUCGUGGUGCUGAUGGCAACACUGGACCCGCCGGCCCUGCUGGUCCCUUGGGAUCAGCUGGACCUCCUGGUUUCCCUGGUGCUCCUGGCCCUAAGGGAGAGAUUGGAGCUGGUGGUGCUACUGGACCUUCUGGACCUCAGGGAGCAAGAGGUGAGCCUGGUCCCAAUGGAGCUGUUGGACCCGGUGGUCCUCCUGGAAACCCCGGAGCUAAUGGUCUGGCUGGAUCCAAGGGAUCUGCUGGCACCCCUGGAAUUGCUGGUACCCCCGGAUUCCCCGGCCCAAGAGGAGGACCUGGAUCUCAGGGACCAUCUGGUCCCUCUGGCCCCAGAGGCCUGGCUGGAGACCCUGGUUCCGCUGGCGUCAAGGGAGAGAGUGGACCCAAGGGUGAGCCUGGUGCCAUGGGACCCCAGGGUACCUCUGGACCCGCAGGAGAGGAGGGCAAGAGAGGCCCAACUGGUGAGCAAGGUGCAUCUGGACCCGCUGGUGUCGCUGGACCAAGAGGUACCCCCGGAACCCGUGGUCUUCCUGGUCUUCCCGGCCGUGCUGGCCCAAUGGGCAUGACCGGUGCCCGUGGUGCAUCUGGACCUUCUGGUGCCCGUGGACCCCCUGGAGACUCUGGCCGUGCUGGUGAGCCCGGUCUGACUGGAGCCAGAGGUCUGCCUGGAAGCCCUGGCAGUGCUGGACCCCCAGGAAAGGAGGGCCCUGCUGGUCCUGCUGGACAAGAUGGCCGCUCUGGACCCCCUGGCCCAACUGGACCCAGAGGACAGCCUGGUACUAUUGGAUUCCCCGGCCCUAAGGGACCUGGUGGUGAGGGUGGUAAGCCCGGAGAGAAGGGACCCACUGGACCAACUGGUCUUAGAGGAGCCCCUGGUGCUGAUGGCAACAAUGGCCCCGCUGGACCCUCUGGACUUGCUGGUGCUUCUGGUGAGAAAGGAGAGCAGGGACCUUCUGGAUCUCCUGGUUUCCAGGGACUGCCUGGACCUGCUGGACCCGGUGGUGAGCCUGGCAAGACUGGCGAUAGAGGUAUUCCCGGAGACCAGGGUGCCUCUGGACCUGCUGGUGUGAAGGGAGAGCGUGGUAACCCUGGACCUGCUGGAUCUUCCGGCCCUCAGGGAGCCAUUGGUGCCCGUGGACCUGCUGGUACACCUGGAGCUGAUGGUGGCAAGGGAGAGCCUGGUGCUGUUGGACCUGCCGGUCAACCUGGACACCAGGGCGCUGCUGGCAUGCCCGGAGAGCGUGGCGCUGCCGGGACUCCUGGACCCAAGGGUGAGAAGGGUGAGGGUGGAUUCAGAGGCGCUGAGGGAAAUAUGGGAAGAGAUGGUGCCCGUGGUGCCCCCGGACCUUCAGGACCCCCUGGACCUGCUGGUGCUAAUGGAGAGAAGGGAGAGAGCGGAUCUUACGGACCCGCCGGCCCUGGUGGACCUCGUGGACCCCCUGGAGAGCGUGGAGAGGGAGGCCCUGCCGGACCUGCUGGAUUCGCUGGACCCCCUGGUGCUGAUGGCCAAGCUGGAGCAAGAGGAGAGAAGGGACCUGGUGGCGUGAAGGGUGAUGUUGGACCUCCCGGCCCUGCUGGACCUGCUGGCAACUCUGGACCCCUUGGAGCUGCUGGACCUGCUGGCCCCCCUGGAGCUCGUGGUGAUGGCGGUCCCCCUGGUCUGACCGGUUUCCCUGGUGCCGUUGGCAGAGCUGGCCCUACUGGCCCUGCUGGUAUUGUUGGACCUCCCGGACCCACUGGAGCCUCUGGAAAGGAUGGCCCUCGUGGAGGCCGUGGUGACUCUGGACCUGCUGGACCCCCCGGAGAGAAUGGCAUGAUCGGACCUGCUGGUCUUGCUGGAGACAAGGGAUCCCCUGGAGAGCCUGGUCCCGCUGGUUCCCCUGGUGCCUCUGGACCUCAGGGUCAGCUUGGAUCUCAGGGAUUCAGUGGUCUUCCCGGAGCAAGAGGCGAGCGUGGUCUUCCUGGUAUGGCUGGUGGUCUUGGUGAGCCUGGAAGAAUUGGACCUGCAGGUUCUUCUGGACCUCGUGGUCCCCCUGGUAACAUGGGCAUGCCUGGUAUGACCGGUCCCCAAGGAGAGGCUGGACGUGAGGGUAACCCUGGUAACGAUGGACCUCCUGGCCGUCCUGGUGCUGCCGGAUUCAAGGGUGACCGUGGUGAGCCCGGCUCUAAUGGACCUGCUGGCCUUCCUGGUAACUCCGGACCUGCUGGACCUGCUGGCGCUGUUGGCAGACCCGGAAACCGUGGUGAGGGUGGAUCCGUUGGAGCUGCUGGAGCCGUCGGACCUGCUGGUGCCAGAGGCCAAUCUGGCCCUGCUGGAGCUCGUGGUGAGAAGGGAGGUGCUGGAGACAAGGGAGACAGAGGCAUGAAGGGACUGCGUGGACACCCUGGUCUCCAGGGAAUGCCCGGACCCAACGGUCCUCCUGGUGACUCUGGUCCCGCUGGUGCUACUGGACACGCUGGACCCAGAGGCCCUGCUGGUCCCGCUGGACCUUCAGGCAAGGAUGGAAGAGCUGGAACCCACGGCCCUGUUGGACCCGUCGGUCACCGUGGUCCCCAAGGACAUAUUGGACCUGGUGGUCCUCCCGGAUCUCCCGGUCUGCCUGGACCCCCUGGUCCCGCUGGUGGCUCUUAUGACGUCUCUGGUGGCUUCGACGAGUACGCUGCUGACCAGGCUGCCCUCAGGGCCAAGGACUACGAGGUGGACGCCACCCUGAAGUCUCUGAACACCCAGAUCGACAACCUGCUCUCUCCCGAGGGCUCCAAGAAGAACCCAGCCCGCACUUGCCGCGACAUCAAGCUCGGUCACCCAGACUGGAGCAGUGGCUUCUACUGGAUCGACCCCAACCAGGGCUGCACCAUGGAUGCCAUCAAGGCCUACUGCGACUUCACCACUGGACAGACCUGCAUCCACGCUCACCCCGAGGGCAUUGCCCGCAAGAACUGGUACAGAAGCUCCCAGGAGAAGAAGCACACCUGGUUCGGAGAGACCAUCAAUGGUGGUACUGAGUUCACUUACAAUGAUGAGACCAUGAGCCCACAGACCAUGGCCACUCAGCUGGCCUUCAUGCGCCUCCUGGCCAACCAGGCCGUCCAGAACAUCACCUACCACUGCAAGAACAGCGUCGCCUACAUGGACGCCGAGAACGGCAACCUGAGGAAGGCCGUCCUGCUGCAGGGCUCCAACGACGUGGAGCUGAGGGCAGAGGGCAACAGCCGCUUCACUUUCAACGUGUUGGAGGAUGGCUGCACCAGACACACUGGCCAAUGGAGCAAGACAGUCAUCGAAUACAGAACGAAUAAACCAUCUCGUCUUCCCAUCCUCGACAUUGCACCUUUGGACAUUGGUGGCGCUGACCAAGAAUUUGGUUUGGACAUUGGCCCAGUCUGUUUCAAAUGAAUAGACUCACGAUAAAUUAAAUCCAAAAAAAAAAGAGAGAAAGAAAGAAAAAAGAAACAAUCUCUGCCCUUCUGUCUGUGUCGUUUUUUAUACCGAAUGCUGAUUUCCUCUGCACAUCCACUUGCUUAAGCUGGGCCCUAUCGGAGAGGACCAACGGACUAAAUGGAAGCGUUGCACAAUUCAAAUUAAUACAGAAGCCCAAAGAGACGCAGGAAACCAUCAUGUUGUGGGACAUGUCAUCAUUUUGUAAAAAAUAAAUGUAAUAAAAACAAUGAAAGUAUGCAUCACUUUGUGGUCUUUGUAUAUCUUCCAAAGAGGAGGUUUAAAACCACAAUUUUCAAAAACAAGGUUUAAAACUACCUCAUGCUUAUGUUCAAGAAAAUAAUAUUACAAAAACCUGAUCCACAUUUAAGAUGUAAGUGUUAAGGCUUCAAGUUUUGUCCUGUUAUCGAAGGUGCUCCAAUACUUGAAGCGGUGAUCUAUGGUGCUAUGCAGCUGUGGAGAGAACCACUUUUACUGGAUUACUUUGUAUUGUGUCUGAGGAGUCUUGCAGAGGUCUUUCCGAUAACCUCCCACUUUAAGCAGGUGGACUAAUUCUAAACCUGAUGUUUUGUCUGGUUUUAACCUGUUUGGUUUAUUUUUUGUUUCGACCUUUUUUGGUUUUCAUUUUUGUUUUGUUUUGUUUCUAUUUAGUUCUGUUUCAAGGAAUUGCAUUACUUCAGUCCCCCCCUAGUCUUUAUGUUCACAGCACAUUUCGUCCAUUUGAAUGGGUUUAGCAGGCCUCUCUCUUUCUCAAAACAAACUACAAAGUUUAUUGUACCUAUUUUGUAUAUGUGAGAUGUUUAAAUAAAUUGUGAAAAGUUCUGAAAUAAAGCAUGUCCAAUGUUCCAAAACACAA
This is a messenger RNA of Sardina pilchardus (European sardine), 5069 nucleotides long. It is a transcript of the gene col1a2, whose product is annotated as collagen, type I, alpha 2. NCBI's taxonomy places the organism in Eukaryota, Metazoa, Chordata, Actinopteri, Clupeiformes, Clupeidae. The transcript has 50 exons. The coding region runs from base 113 to 4171 and encodes 1352 amino acids. Gene Ontology annotation, cellular component: collagen type II trimer. The record is from RefSeq and is a predicted model, not a curated record. Gene Ontology annotation, molecular function: extracellular matrix structural constituent conferring tensile strength. Gene Ontology annotation, biological process: notochord development; collagen fibril organization; skeletal system development.